GCGUGGGCGGGGGUUCCCGACCGGCUCCUCUGAGUCCGGUGUGCGGUCGUCUUGGUCGGCCAUGACGGUCCUGACAGAGGCCCACGCCUCCCGCCAGCAGGAGAUGGAUUCACUGACACACCUCAGCAAAAGGCUUAACAGGGAGAGCCUGAAGCUGUUGUUUCUUUACAUCAGGCUCGCCACGUUCAGAGCCCAGACGGAGAGCAGCUCCUACGGAGCUCUGCUUGCAGCACGACAGCUCUGGGAGUCCUGGCCGUGUGUCAGCAACACGGGCAGCCGGCAGGAGAUGGUGGAACAGUGGCUUCAUGGCGAUGAGGACGAGAAGGAGGAAGAGAUACCCAUCUCAGUGUCACCGCAGCAGGCUGUGCUGCAGCUGCUGGUUCUGCAGCAGAAGGCGGAGAGGCAGUACCUCCUGGGACUGCUGCGUGGCGUCUCCCUACACCAGCUCGAGGGACAGGGGAACCAGUGCCCUCUAAAGGACAAGGAAAAACAAAGGCCUGGUUCUUUAAAAGACGGCUGCCUCAGAAGGCUGCAACACAUCGGUGGCGACCUCCAGACACAUGCUGCACUCCGACAGUCGAACUCUCCACCACCGCGGACGCAGCCCCCCCAGAAUGAGAGCCAGGAGGGGGUAGGCGGCUGGUCCACAGGGACGGCCAACCGAUGGGGAGAGAGCGCUGUGAUCCUGCUGAGGCAGCUGGCAGACCGCCAGGAGGCCCAGGCUUCUACUGCGCUGCCAUCGCUGCUCCACAUGAGCAUGGAGCAUCUUCAGGCUCUGAGAGACAAAUAUCGGUCGGAAUUCCAAACGCAGCAUUUUGCCAACCUGCACAACAUCCUCAGUCCUGACGUUCCCGAGUCCUCAGUGGUCGAGGUGGGGUUGGGGAUAAGCCAGGCUGGGCCAAUCACAGAACUGAACAGCAAUGCUGGCCUUCACAAUAAAAGCGCUGCAGCUCCCGCGGAGAGCAGCGUCCCAUCACACGAGGGACCUGCAACUGAACCAGGACCAGUACCAGGACCAGUACCAGGACCAGUACCAGUACCAGGAACCAUACCAGGACCAGGAACCGUACCAGUACCAGGAACAGUACCAGGACCAGUACCAGAAGCCGUACCAGGACCAGUAGCCAUACCAGGACCAGUACCAGAAGCCGUACCAGGACCAGUACCAGAAGCCGUACCAGGACCAGUAACGGCCGCUGAAGAGGUUUUUCCGAGACAGGAUCUCUGCACAGGCUGCGGUGCGGCCCUGGAGGAGCUGCCCUACCUGGAGAUCCUGUGCGUCUCGGACGGCGCCGCGACCCACCGCGGGCGCCCUGAAGAGGAAGGGAGCGACGAGGAGGAAGAGCGAGGGGAGAGCCGCGGGAGAGCGCCGCAGGGCUACGAGAAGCAGGGCUCUCUGAUCACGUCGGCGUGGAGCAAGCAGACGCAGUGCCACCCCGAGGCGGCCGGGGGCGGUCCAGGGGAGUGCAGCGUCCACCUGGGGACGGGGGACGAGGACGAGGCCGGGGAGCACAUGGAGGUGUUGGUGGAGCCGCCGCCGGGUCAGCCCGGGGUACAGGUACUACGCUGACCACAGUAUCUUCUUCUGCCGUACGUCCGUACGACCUUCCGCUCUGUUGAGGCGAGCCAGUCCAGCGAGCUGUGAUCACGGUCAAUUAAACGACGUCGCCGUUCGGGAGUCGGUGUUUGCUAGUUGUGCAACUAGUUCAAAUGUGUUCCAGUUUGUGGUGGCUCUCAACAGUAUCAUACAAUAUGAUGUACGUAGGGCCUGGCAGAUUUUGUUAUUGCACUGCCAGUCUUCCUAAGAAAAUGUAAUCCAUUAGGAGUGAUCUUCUGAAGGAUCGUUAUAGUAUUUGAAAUGCUUAGGGUUGUGCGAUGUCUUUUCGGCCUUCGAGACCCUAAUUGUGAUCAGGGAAAAAUAUCUAAUCGCAAC
Messenger RNA from Gadus macrocephalus (Pacific cod), 1933 nucleotides. RefSeq lists its product as uncharacterized. The transcript has 7 exons. NCBI's taxonomy places the organism in Eukaryota, Metazoa, Chordata, Actinopteri, Gadiformes, Gadidae. The record is from RefSeq and is a predicted model, not a curated record. Bases 62 to 1570 code for a protein of 502 amino acids.